Molecule: messenger RNA, 1330 nt
Organism: Glycine soja
Lineage: Eukaryota; Viridiplantae; Streptophyta; Magnoliopsida; Fabales; Fabaceae
Product: myb-related protein 305-like
Exons: 3
Coding region: 114-932 (272 amino acids)
Source: RefSeq, a predicted model, not a curated record
AUAUCCACAAACACACGUGAGAACCCAAUUAAAUUAAAGAAUAGACACACAACACCUUUCUGCAGAACCCAAGUAGAGAGAGAGAGAGAGAGAGUGAGAGAGAGCAAAUUAAGAUGAAAAGAAAGGGCAGGAGUUGUGACAACCAAGAUGCCGUGAACAGAGGUCCUUGGUCUGCUGAGGAAGACCAAAUACUCAUCAACUACGUUCAAGUCCAUGGAGAAGGAAAUUGGAGAGAGCUUUCCAAAAGAGCUGGUUUAAAACGACUUGGGAAGAGUUGCAGACUCCGAUGGUUGAAUUAUCUCAAGCCAGAUAUCAAGAGAGGAAACAUUUCUUCGGAUGAAGAAGAUCUCAUCAUCAGGCUACAUAGCCUCUUAGGGAAUAGGUGGUCUCUUAUUGCAGGACGAUUACCCGGGCGAACAGAUCAUGAAAUCAAGAACUAUUGGAAUACUUAUUUGAGAAAGAAGGUAGAGCAAAACCACAACUAUAACAACCUUCCUGGUCAUAACAACAUUCCUAUCAAAUUAAGAAUUGAAUCUCCACGGUGCUCAAAAAAUUCAUUGGGUAUUGUUAUUGAUCCUACAAAAUCCUCUCACCCAGUGACGAUUAAGUCAAUGAGCUGCACCGAGGUUAUGAUGCCAACGCGAACAGUCAAUGAUUUUACAACAAGUUGGGAUAAAAACCCUUUUGCAUCGACCCCACAAGAUGGCCAUGGUCAUUGCUCAGAAGGUUUCCUCAAACACUUUGAUAUUAGUGACGUAUUAAUGCCAUACGAGGAUUGUCGUUUUAAUGAAUAUGCUUGUGUCGAAGUACCCCAACAUUUUGGAGAUGAAGCCUACAAGGUUAUUGAUGCGGUGGGUGAAACACGGUAUGAUAAUUGGAAGAUUGAUGACUAUUUUCCACUAGACUAUGAUGUAGGUUUUUCUUUAUUUUAAAAGUUGAUGACAAACCUUAAAUAUAGUACUUAGGUGGUUUUAGUACGAUUAUUCAAUCAAAACUAAAACAUACCUCAAUAAUUCAUAUAUUUAUAAAGGUUGAUAAUAAUAUUAGCCAUGGUUUUGAGGUAAAGUUUUAACUUUGAUUGCAAUAUCGUACGUAGAGUAUUAUAUCUAAAUUUUCUCGUUUAAAUAUUUUAUACAUGAUGGAUGCAUGGUUGAGGAUGUUAAAAUGAGUUUUGAUGGUUAUUUGACCUUUGGUGUGACUAGUGUGAUGAGUUGUGUGUCAUUAGACAGAAUUGAUUAUGCUAUGAGAGUUAUAUUGCAAUUUGGGUGAAUUGUUGCAUGAGAGUUAUGAAAACUACCAAAUGUUACUCUACAGUUUUAAGGUGUUACAA